AUGUCGACCUACAGAUCAAAAAGAGCUAUUCCAUCGGCUAUAAAUACUCCAACAACAGUAAGAGUACACAGGGUAAAUGACACAACAAGUUCAGAGGCAGAAAGAAUUUUAACAAGCUUCAUUGAUGCCAGUGAGAUAAACAUUUCAGGAAAAGGUACCGCAGAAACUAAUACCACAGGUAUUUCUGGAGGAAACGAAAGUCCGGCUAUUGUGUCACAAUUGAAAAGAAUUCAAAGAAGCUUGAGAGGAUUGCCUCCACUUAUGAGUGAAGAACAGUUUACCAAGUCGAAUGCGUCUUUAGAAGAUUCUGAACGUCCCAACAAAAAGAUCAAGUUUGAUGAAUCUGAUGACAAUUUAUCCACUGAGAAAGUAACAGAAGACGAGGAAGAUAAGUUGAAUGAGAACAUAGAAGAAGUGGUGUCUGAAGACGAAAAGGCAGAACACAAAAAGGAAAAGAAAAGUAAAAAGGAUAAAUCUUCUAAGGAAAAAGACGAAAAGAAACAUAAGAAAAAGCACAAACACAAGGAAGAGUAG
This is a messenger RNA of Candida albicans SC5314, 534 nucleotides long. RefSeq lists its product as uncharacterized. The transcript has a single exon. Bases 1 to 534 code for a protein of 177 amino acids. The record is from RefSeq and is a predicted model, not a curated record. Lineage: Eukaryota; Fungi; Ascomycota; Pichiomycetes; Serinales; Debaryomycetaceae.